Messenger RNA from Boeremia exigua, 1386 nucleotides. Its product is annotated as histone acetyltransferase GCN5. The record is from RefSeq and is a predicted model, not a curated record. Gene Ontology annotation, molecular function: protein binding; histone H3 acetyltransferase activity. Gene Ontology annotation, biological process: chromatin remodeling; positive regulation of transcription by RNA polymerase II. Gene Ontology annotation, cellular component: histone acetyltransferase complex. Bases 1 to 1386 code for a protein of 461 amino acids. The transcript has 2 exons. Lineage: Eukaryota; Fungi; Ascomycota; Dothideomycetes; Pleosporales; Didymellaceae.
AUGGCCGACAGCGACGGCCAGCGCCUGCGCAACGCCGUGGGCUACAGCUCGUCGCCGUCCCCCGGCCCAGCAACGCCCCCGCGCAUGACACUGCCCGCGCCGUCCUCGUCGCCCGAGGUGCCUCUAGCCGACAUCCCUCUGUGCAAACUGCGAGCGCGCGCCGCCCCGCCCGCCGACCCGACUGACACAUCCCCAGCGAAGCGCAAAGCGGCCACCGAGGCCAGCGGCGGCUCUCCCAAGCGCCCACGGCAGACGCCCGCCGACGAAGCCGACGACGCCCCCGCCCCGCCCGUCAAGCGCAUCGUGCCCUUCCCCGAGAAGCCCGCCGUGAUCGAGGAGCGCCAGGGCGAGAUCGAGUUCCGCGUCGUGAACAAUGACGGCCAGCGCGAGAGCACCAUCAUCCUGACCGGGCUCAAGUGCAUCUUCCAGAAGCAGCUGCCUAAGAUGCCCAAGGACUACAUCGCGCGCCUCGUCUACGACCGGACGCAUCUGAGCAUAGCCAUUGUGAAGAAGCCGCUGGAAGUCGUUGGCGGCAUCACCUACCGCCCCUUCGACAAGGGCCAGUUCGCCGAGAUUGUCUUCUGCGCCAUCUCCUCGGACCAGCAGGUCAAGGGUUACGGCGCCCACUUGAUGUCGCAUCUGAAGGACUACGUCAAGGCCACCUCCAACGUCAUGCACUUUCUGACCUACGCCGACAACUACGCCAUUGGCUACUUCAAGAAACAAGGCUUCACCAAAGAGAUCACCCUCGAGAAGCGCCGGUGGAUGGGCUACAUCAAAGACUACGAAGGCGGCACUAUCAUGCAGUGCAGCAUGGUCCCCAAGAUCCGCUACCUGGAGAGCGGCCGCAUGCUGCUCAAGCAAAAGGAAUGUGUCAACGCCAAAAUCCGCGCCGUCUCCAAGUCCUUCCAGAUCCACGCGCCCCCAUCGCAAUGGUCCAAGAACGGCGUCACAGCAAUCGACCCCCUCACCAUUCCCGCCAUAAAGUCCUCCGGCUGGUCCCCCGUCAUGGACGAGCUGGCCCGCGCGCCCCGCCACGGCCCCAACUACAACCAGCUCCUGCACCUGCUCAACGACAUGCAGAACAACUCCAACGCCUGGCCGUUCCAGCAGCCCGUCAGCAAAGACGACGUGCUCGACUACUACGACGUCAUCAAGGAGCCCAUGGACCUCGCCACCAUGGAGGAGAAGCACGAAAAGGAUCUCUACCCGACCCCCGAGGACUUCAUCCGCGACGCGAAGCUCAUCUUUGACAACUGCAGGAAGUACAACAACGAGUCGACGCCGUACGCCAAGGCAGCGGGCCGGCUGGAGCGCUUCAUGUGGCAGCAGAUUAGGAAUAUCCCCGAGUGGUCGCAUCUCGAGAGCGAGCUCGGCGGGAAAUAG